This is a messenger RNA of Entamoeba dispar SAW760, 2331 nucleotides long. Its product is annotated as cylicin-1, putative. The coding region runs from base 1 to 2331 and encodes 776 amino acids. Gene Ontology annotation, molecular function: lysozyme activity. NCBI's taxonomy places the organism in Eukaryota, Evosea, Mastigamoebida, Endamoebidae. The record is from RefSeq and is a predicted model, not a curated record. Gene Ontology annotation, biological process: peptidoglycan catabolic process; cell wall macromolecule catabolic process; signal transduction. The transcript is spliced from 2 exons.
AUGUACAAUAUGUUAGUACUAUUUUUGUUUAUUGUUUAUUCUCUUGCUGCACAAGGAAUAGAUUGUGCUUAUCAUAUGAAACCAGAAACUUUCACGUGUUUAAAAAAUAAAGGCUAUGGUGAUUUUGUAAUCAUUAGAGGAUGGAGGUCUAUUGGUUCAUUUGAUUCAGAAGCAGUUAAUUCAUAUAAGAGUGCUAUUGCUGCUGGCAUUUCAGAUAUUGACGUUUAUUUUUACCCAUGUGUUAAAUGUGGAAGUGCAGCUUCUCAAGUCAAUUCAUUUAUUACCCAGGCUAAUACAAAUGGAAUUAAAUGGAAUACUUUAUGGUUCGACGUUGAAAAGGAUUCAUGGAGUAGUAACGUUGCCACAAACCGUCAAUUCUUAGAAGAUUUGUUAUCAGCUGCUCGUGCUGCAGGUAUUAAUCAUGGUAUUUAUUCUGGAUGGGGUGUUUGGGGACAAGUGUUAGGUUCUAGUUAUGUCUCUAAAGAAGCUUCUAAAUUACCAUUGUGGUUUAGUCAUUACGACCAUAAAGCUAACUUCGAUGAUUACAAUAGUGGAAAAUAUAAAUUUGGUGGUUUCACUAUCGCAAUGAAACAAUUUGAAGGAACUACUAAUAUGUGUGGUGUCCUUGUUGAUCUCGAUUAUAAACCUGCUGGUGCCACUCCUGUAAGUCCAGCCCCUGAACCUGAUACACCAGCUGAUGGAAGUGCUGAUGGAAAUUCACCUUCAAGUGACUCAAAUCCUGUCCCAUCAAAUCCAUCAACAAACGACGAAAACCCACCAUCAACCCCAAGCAACGAUGGAAACACACCAAGUGGAGAUUCUACUACUGAUGAAAAUACACCGUCAAGUGAUUCAACUCCUAAUACUCCAUCUACAGAUAGCACACCAUUACCAUCAGGUGGCUCAAAUGAUGAUAUACCAUCAAGUGGUUCAAACACACCAUCAAGUGGUUCAAACACACCAUCAAGUGGUUCAAACACACCAUCAAGUGGUUCAAGCAUACCAUCAAGUGGUUCAACAAACAUACCAUCAAGUGGUUCAACAAACAUACCAUCAAGUGGUUCAACAAACAUACCAUCAAGUGGUUCAACAGGUUCAAAUAUACCAUCAAGUGGUUCAACAGGUUCAAAUAUACCAUCAAGUGGUUCAAGCACUAGUAGUUCAACUGGUUCAAAUAAUACCUCCAAACCACGCAAAACAAAAGAAGAGAAAAGGUUGUCAAAAAGAAUUAGAAAAUUAAAACGACAGUUAUAUGAUAAAAAUGGAAAGUUAAAAGAGAUAAAAAGACGACCAGGAGAGACUAUGGCACAUUUCUUGAAAAGAAAAGAAAGACAACAAAGAAAAGUUGAGAGGUUAGAGAAAAUGGAAAAAAGAAGGGAUUAUCUUAAGAAGGUUAGAAAAGAAAAACGAAAAAUUAAGAGAAUGGAAACAAAGUUAUUUGAUGAGAAUGGAAAAUUAAAAGAAAUUACUCAACGACCUGGAGAAAGUAAAAAGAGUUUCCUCAGAAGAAAGAGACAACAACAAAGAUUGUUACAACGAUAUGAAAAAGAAAAGAAGAAAGAAAAAAUGUUAAAAUGGAAUAACUAUAAAAAAUCUAAACACCCAUUAGCAGAGUUAAAGGGAAAGUUAUUAGACAAAAGUGGUAAGGUUAAAAAGCUUGUGAAAAAAGUGGGAGAGACUGAUGCUCAAUUUGCAAGAAGAGUUGCUAAACAAAAAAAGCUUCUUAAAGAAUAUAAAAAAGAAUUAAAGAAUUCAAAUAAAGGUAGAAAAGACAAAAAAAUAUGGGAUAAAUUGAAACCAAAACAUAAAAAGAAAAGCGGAAUGUUUAGUAAGAUCGAAAGGGAUAUUAAUAAGAGUAUUAAGAAAACAAAGAAAGGUAUUAAGAAUGAUAUUAAGAAGAGUAAGAAGAAAGUUAAAAAAGUUAUAAAGAGAAAGGCAAACAAAGAAGUGUUAAAUAAGAAAAAAACUAAGAAAAUGAUAAAGAAACAAAAUAAAAAAAUGGAUAAAAUAAAGAGAGGCAGUAAUAAAAGAUUAAAUCAAUUACGCAAGAAAUCAAAAAAACAAUUGAAGCAAUUAGAGAAAAAGACAAAAGUUAAAUAUCAACAAGCUAAAAGGAAAAAUGCUCAAAAAGCAAAACAAAUUAAACGAAAUGCUACAAGAAAAGCUCUCGCCAUUAAACGUAAUACUCAAAAGAAAGCAGCUGCUAUAAGACGUAUGGAAAAAAGAAAAGCAGCUAUUAAGAAACAACAGACCAAAAAGAGAAUAAUUCAACGAAGAAAUACUAAAACAAGAAAACCAGUAAGAAAAGUUACUAUUACAAGAAGAAGAUAA